Molecule: messenger RNA, 2390 nt
Organism: Pogona vitticeps (central bearded dragon)
Lineage: Eukaryota; Metazoa; Chordata; Lepidosauria; Squamata; Agamidae
Product: calcium/calmodulin-dependent protein kinase type IV
Biological process (GO): protein phosphorylation
Molecular function (GO): ATP binding; protein kinase activity
Source: RefSeq, a predicted model, not a curated record
GUUUCCAAAAUAGAGGUCACUGGGAUGCAGGCUUCCUAAGCGUGGGGUGGUCCAGCUGUCCGAGCAUCACCCGAAAAGCCACCCCGAGCAAGCCAGCCAGCAGGCACAUGGGGCGCUCGAUGUGGCUGCUCCAGAUUGAAAUGGUGACCUCUGAAGUCUGAAAAAAAAACAAACCACAACAGAUUGAUGCUUUCUUUCCUGUAUUACAAGAGAAAGGGACAAAUCUUUUCGACCGGGAGCCAUUAUUCGGGCAUUUUACGAAUCUGUGGUUUCAUCCAGCAAGAUUGUGAAUUCAAGGUGGCAGCAAGAGGGAGGAAGGAAGGAAACGGCAGCUGUCAUGUCCUCAAUGGGAAAACUAACAGCAGUCUGAAGAAGAGGCCUUUGGGGUGGCCCAGGCAGCCUGAGGCAAGGAAGCGGGGUUGAGCCGUCCCACCCGGCCAGGUCGGUUUUCCCCAGGAGCCUUGGCCAGGCUGUCUAAAGACGGUCCAGCCUGCGGAUUGGAGGAGGAUGAAGACCCCGGAGGGAAAAAGAGACUGAGCUUCCCCGAUACGUUUCUAAACACAAGAGGCAUCGGGGUGGGUGGGAGCCCUGCCCUGAGUGUGUGGGGGCCGACGCGAGUCUCUCCAACCAAACGUUCCAGCAUCUUUUUCUGAUCCCGGCUCAUAAUCCGGCAAGAGCUGCUGCCCAUCUGUGAUGUGGUGAGAGGGAGACAGAAAAGGAAGGCCUUCUAAAAACACACACUUCGUCGUCAUCCUCCUCCUCCUUCUGGGUUUGGUUUGGUUUUUUUCCUUCCAGAUCACCACCAGAUCUUUUGGCUCGAGGAUGCCCACUUCUAAGCCACUGGAGGAUGAGUUUUGGAUCGAGGGAUCCCGGAGGGAUUCGGCGCUACGGGAUUUCUACCUCGUAGGCCCCGAGCUGGGCAGGGGUGCCACGUCGGUGGUCUACAGCUGCGAGGAGAAAGAGACCCAGGCACAGUACGCUGCCAAAAUAUUGCAGAAGACGAUUGACAAGAAGAUUGUCCGGACCGAAAUCGGGGUUUUGCUCCGGCUUUCGCACCCCAACGUGAUUAAGCUGAAGGAGAUUUUCGAGACCCCCACGGAAAUCACCCUGAUUUUGGAGCUGGUGACAGGCGGGGAGCUGUUUGACAGGAUCGUCGAGCGGGGGUUUUACAGCGAAAGGGAUGCCGCCCACGUGGUGAAACAGAUCCUAGAAGCGGUUUCCUACUUACACGCAAAUGGAGUCGUCCACCGGGACCUCAAGCCGGAGAAUCUUCUCUACGCAGACCUAUCCCCAGAGGCACCUCUUAAAAUUGGUGAUUUUGGAUUAUCCAAGAUUGUGCACGAGCAGGAUACAAUGAAGACAGUGUGUGGCACUCCAGGAUACUGUGCGCCCGAGGUCCUCCAUGGCUCACCAUAUGGCCCUGAGGUGGAUAUGUGGUCCGUUGGCGUCAUCACAUAUAUCUUGCUGUGUGGCUUCGAACCCUUCUUUGACCCAAGAGGAGACCAGUACAUGUACAGCCGGAUCCUGAACUGCGACUAUGAGUUCGUCUCUCCGUGGUGGGAUGAAGUGUCUCUCAACGCUAAGGAUCUGGUGCAGAAGCUGAUCGUCCUGGAUCCCCAGAAGCGCCUCACGGUGCAGCAGGCGCUGGAGCACCCUUGGGUCACUGGCAAAGCCGCCAAGUUCGCUCACAUGGACAGCACCCAAAAGAAACUGCAGGAGUUCAACGCCAGGAGGAAGCUGAAGGCUGCGAUGAAAGCUGUGGUCGCCUCCAGCCGCUUAGGCAACCACGGCCAUUACGACGGGUCCAGAAAUGGGCGCCACCAGGAUGGCACCAAAGAACCAGGCCUGGCCGUAGCCACAGAAAACACCUCCUUGCUCCGGGAAGAAAACCUGAUCAGUAAGAAACCCGCCGAGCCCGGCACGUCGGACGACGGCAUGACCGCGCCAUCAGCCAAGGUGGAACGGCUUGACGCUUUCCAAAGCGAGGGCUCAGUGGCCGCCAGUGUGAUCUUCAACGGCUCCAGCUGUAAGAGUUAACCAUGCAAAACUUCGGCGUUCUGCUCGCACAUGGAGGGGAGGGGGAACCAUCCUUUAAUUCAAACCAGACUGGAAAAGCAUCCCAAAGUUAUGAAUUUUUUUAAGCCAGAAGGAUUCUCAAAGCAACUGGACAGACUGACAUGUUUUCUUUGGCACCGGCGUGUGCGAUCGUGGCCCACUUUGCCCGGUUGGUGUUGUGGUACGGCAUCUCCAGGUCUACAAUUCCAAAAAAAUAACCCCUUCCAAUCCACCAAGACUGUACUUCUGAAGCCAAUGUUGUGACGUAUCCCUACUCCCACGGAAUGGCACCAGCUCAAAUCUAUAUACUGUACAGUAGGACCACGGUUUCACUU